This is a messenger RNA of Rattus norvegicus (Norway rat), 5589 nucleotides long. Lineage: Eukaryota; Metazoa; Chordata; Mammalia; Rodentia; Muridae. The record is from RefSeq and is a predicted model, not a curated record.
GGGCGGGGCCCCCGGAGGGGGCGGGGUCGGCCCUGACUUGUCUCGCGGUUACUGGGCGUGCGGGCGCGCGCGAGGCUCGUGGGCGGUUCUGGGCGGGCCCUCACCUGAUAUCUCUGGAAGGCUCCGCUGACUGUCAAGUUUUCGAGGUCGUCUCAGGUGAGGGGGUCGUGCCGGAAGUGGCUGUGCGGUGCGCCCGGGUGUUGAAAAGGAAGCUGCGGGAGGAGCUUUAAUCGUUCAAGGGGGUGCGGCACCGCUGGGAGCUCUUUACGGCCCCCUGCAGCAGCCAUGGCGAAAGGCAGAGUCGCCGAGCGAUCGCAGACCGAGAUGCUGCACUCGACCCCAGCGGGGGACCGGGCAGUGGGGACGCAGGGUUCCGCUGCUCCAGGCAACAAAGAUCAUCUGAAAGAAAAGCCUUGUGUGGAAGCUGGGUCAGCAAGAACGUCACUCCUUAUACUGGUGUCCAUUUUUUCAUGUGCAGCUUUUGUUAUGUUUUUGGUGUAUAAAAAUUUCCCUCAGCUUAGUGAGGAAGAGAGAGUGAAUAUGAAGGUUCCGAGAGAUAUGGAUGACGCCAAGGCUCUAGGAAAAGUUCUUUCCAAAUAUAAGGACACCUUUUAUGUACAAGUAUUGGUUGCUUAUUUUGCUACAUAUAUUUUUCUGCAAACAUUUGCUAUCCCAGGUUCCAUAUUCCUCAGUAUACUCUCCGGGUUUCUUUAUCCCUUCCCACUUGCCUUAUUCCUUGUUUGCUUGUGCUCUGGACUUGGUGCCUCAUUCUGCUACAUGCUCUCCUACUUAGUUGGAAGACCCGUUGUAUACAAGUACCUAACAGAGAAGGCAGUGAAGUGGUCACAGCAGGUAGCUAUAAACUUUAGUUUGUUUCUUUGUGGUUCUUUGGUUUUGUCAUCAUUUAAAAGAAUAAUGUUACAAGAAAAUUGUUUUAAAAAUUUGGUAUUUGAGAAUUUUAUACAGUAUGUUUUGAUUAUAUUCACAUAUGGCAAAGAGGAACCCCACAGGAUCCUGGGUGGGAUCAAAUCACAAACAACUCCAAGAAUACCUUUCAGUAGACUCUUCCAGCCGAGCCCCACGUCCCCAUCGCCAUCACCUUUACUAGCUCCAGCAAGUAGAGACCUAGGCUUCACCAUUGUCAUAGUUGAUGGGAGCAUUUUUACUUUUAAAUCAUAGUGGAGAGAAUUCUAUUUUUAUAAAAAGAUCAGAAGAAAUAAUUACAUCUUAAAGGAAAUAUAGAGAUUAUCCUGCCUUAGCUCCUUGUUUUAGAGAAGAAUGUUUUAUAUUUUACUUGAAUUUGUGAUCAUUUAUUUAUAAAACAUUUGUAAAUCUGAAAUCUCUGGCUAGACUUUCAGUUUAGACUUUGAAUCUAGUGCCCUUUUUGUUACUAGAUUUACAUACACACUCUUCUUUGGAAUAGCUGUUUUGUAUAUUAGUGACUUUGCCAGUUAUGCAGAUAGACAAGUAAUUAGUAUUUACUCUCCAGCCUCUGGUCCUUGGUCUUGCAUGUGGUAAGCAAAAGUUAUACCACUGAGCUAUAUCCCCAGAAAACAUACAUUGUUUUCCUGUUGGGUAAAUUGUGAUGUGUCUUGGGGGAGAGUUUAAGGUAUUUUAUUUAAACAACUUACUUACUUUGAAGAUUGGUCUUAACUGAUAAUUUUUUUUUCUUAAAACAGGUAGAGCGUCAUAGAGAACAUCUUAUUAACUAUAUUAUAUUUUUGAGAAUCACACCGUUUCUGCCUAAUUGGUUUAUUAAUAUUACAUCUCCUGUGAUAAAUGUACCAUUGAAAGUGUUUUUUAUUGGCACUUUUCUAGGUAAGACCUCUGACUCAUGUUGUCUGACAACUCAUUGGGUGCAUGUCCUAUCCAGCUGGCCUAGAUUGCCUGCUGUUUGCAAAAUCACCAGGACCAUAUAUAACUCUUGGGGACAAAGCCUGGCCUAGAUACAUAGCUUGUUCAGUGUGUUGUAAUGUGUUACCUCUUUAAAAAUGAGCACUUUCUACUAGAUAUUAUUUUAAUAAUGUGAGAUUAAGCAGAACCCCCUCACCGUAAUUAAGUCUAGGGGAAACAAGAUCAACAUCAAGGAAUCGAUACCAGAUUUUGAAAUUAAGUGGACAUAACAGUUCACUUAAGAGGGUUGAGCACGUGCCUACUUACCAAGCUCUGGGCUUGAUAAAAAAUUUUUUCUUUUAAAUUAAUUUUGUGACUUUCACCUUUCUUUAGGAAGACUAUUGUUUUUCUUUACAUUUUAAAUUGCUUGAGGGGUUGGGGAUUUAGCUCAGUGGUAAAGCGCUUGCCUAGCAACGGUGAGGCCCUGGGUUCAGUCCUCAGCUCCAAAAAAAAAAAAUUUGCUUGAUUCAGCUUGUAGGUUUUUUAUGUAUUGAAUAUUUACUAAAGCUUAAUGUUUAAUGCUUGUGAGGUCUUUUUUUUUUUUGUGGCUUACUUGUUUUUGUUUUGUUUUUUAAUUUAUUUUUAAUUAUGUGUCUUUGUGAGAGUAUAUGCAUGUGGAUGUGCUAGCUGGGCAGGCCAGAGGCUGGAGCUCUGGGCAUUUGUGAACCACCCCGCAUAGAUGUUGGGAACUGACUGUCCUCUACAAGAAUAGCCAGCUAGUAUUGUUAACCACAGAGCCAUCUUUGUAUCAUAAACUGCUGUGUCUGCUCAGACUGAGUGUCUUCCCACCUCCUACUUUUAUUUGUCUAUGUUGGAGGUAGAGCUGGAACCCAGGACCAUCUGUGUGGUAGGCUGGGCUGGGGCGAGGGGGUUGGUAGUAUGUAUGUGGGCUUGAGUUAUGGCUUCAUGCAUACUGGGCACACACUCUACCAUUAAGUUAGACCCCGGCCCUGUUGUUUAUCUGUUUUCACUUUUUACUCUGAGACAAAUUGAUUAGGCAAAGCUUGAUUUCCUGCUUUAGUGGCUUACAGCAGUUGGAAUUACAGUACUCACUUUUUUUUUUUUUAAAGAUUUAUUUAUUAUAAAUAAGUACACUGUAACUGUCUUCAGACACACCAGAAGAGGGCAUCACAUCCCUUUAUGGAUGGUUGCGAGCCACCAUGUGGUUGCUGGGAUUUGAACUCAGCACCUCUGGAAGAGCAGUCAGUGCUCUUCCAGACAGUUACAGACAGUUGUGAGCUGCUAUGUGGGUGUUGGGAAUUGAACCCAGGUCCUCUGGAAAACUAGCUGGUGCUCUUAACUGUGGAGCUAUCUCGCAGCCCCGAGAGUAACUUUUAAAACAUUAACUUGCUAUGUACACCAGGGUGACCUCGAACUUAGAGAUCCUCCUGCCUCUGCCUCCCAAGUUCUGAGAUUCAGUGUGUGCCACCACACCCAGCCUGGUUUUUUCCUACUUUUGUGUUUGUUCCAGAGAUGGAACUCAGAUCCCUAGGCUUCUUUCCGAAACAAGUGCUGACUCAACUGAGCCAUCUGGCUUGCCUUGUUCUUUUGAACAUUAAGUUCAGUUUAAAUUGAGACAACAUGGAGAGUUUUGAUCUUGGUGCACGUAACAAAGAAUUCACUUUACCUAACACACAGCUGUUGGGAGGACUGAGUGAGCCAUGUAAGGUAUGAGGAAGAGUAACAUCUAAAAUUAAUUUUCUUCCAUGUUAUCCUUGAGUCUGAGUCAGGUAAUCUUAUCAUUUCAAAAUAUAGUCCAGUGAAUGCUGGUGUCAUGAGCGUUUAAUUCAGUGCCUCCUGCGUGCUGAGUACCUACCUGCUUUAAAUGCCUGAUCCUUUCUUCACAAUGCAAAUAGCUGAGUUCCUGAAAGACAUUUUAUGCACACAGAGAUUUGGUUUUUUAAAUAUGGUUUGGGGUUCUGGAGAGAUGGCUCAGUGAUCAAGAAUACCUGGAUUUGGUUGCCACAUGGAGGCUCACACCUGUCUCUAACUCUAGCUCUAGAGAUCUGAUGACCUCUUCUGGCCUCUAUUGGCACUGCAUGCACAUCGUGUACUUACACAUACGUGUGCACAAACAUGUGAACAUAUGAAAAUGGUGGUUUUCCUUUAUUUGACAGGCUGCCAGUGCUCCUCACUCACUGUUUUUUUGUUUUUUAUUUUAGGUGUUGCACCUCCCUCUUUUGUAGCAAUUAAGGCGGGAACAACUCUUUAUCAGCUCACAACAGCAGGGGAAGCUGUAUCCUGGAACUCGGUAUUUAUUCUGAUGAUUUUGGCUCUUCUUUCUAUUCUGCCAGCCAUCUUCCAAAAAAAACUAAAGCAGAAGUUUGAGUGAAAAAUCAUGGCUUUUUGUUCACCACCACCAUCACCCCAGCUGCCGACACCACCACCAUCAUCUCAGGAUCGGCAGGUGUAUUCAUUUUAUGUUGGAAAUCAUCUCUUCAGUAACUGAAAGAAGGAUUUGUAAAGUAAAAUAUCCCAUGAGAUAGAUAAUGCAUGUAUGUGGCACGGGAGAACAGAAAUUGGCAUGCUAUGAGAAGUGCUGUCAUCUGACCUGUGAGAGAUACCUUCCACAUCACUGUUCCAGGAUUGGCUCUGAGACAUCAUUCAUAGUGGCGUGGUUUGGAAUUCUUACUCUAAACGAUUCAUUUAAAGUGUUUUUCUCCUUUUUGUUUAACUAAUGACUAAAAUAGUGAACUCAGGUACAGUGGAACAUACUUAUAACCCCAGCUGCUCAGGACACUUAAGGCCAGAGUAUUGCUAGUUUAAGAACGUCACAAGACACCCUGUAUUAAAAUAAGGAACAGUGGAAUUAAAUUAAAUAAAAAUUCAGAGCACAAACUGAAUACUUGAAGCAAAAAUGAGUUUUUCAUUUUCUUUCUCUUUUCAGACAGCACUUUCCAUAGGCCAGCGAAUGUAGCAAGGAUGGGUUAUUUAAGUUUUCCUUAGAAAUUUGCAUCAUGGAUUAGUCUGAUAAUUUGAAUUCUGGCCAGUCUGUUUUUAUCCUUUUUUUUUCUAGGUUUUACAGUAUUUCCACCAUACAUAUAGAAAAGGAGAAUUAUAUAUCUGUAUCAUAUUGGUGUUGAUAAUGUAUAUUAAGAUAAUGAUAUUUUGUUACAGUGUCUUUAUUAUCUCAAAAGGGGUUCUAAAAGUAAAUACUCAAAGCAUAUACUUUUUAGACAUUAAUUAUUUUAUACUGAAACAACUGACAGUAGGACAUUAGUGAUUAAAUCUAGUUUCUUUGUUCCAAUGACUGUAAAAUUUGCCUCAGUUUUUGUCUGCUCAUUAAAGAAUGUAUUGUAAUUACCUUUCAUGCAUGAUACAUCUUCAGUUGCUUUGUUGCCUUUCCUCUGAUGGCCUCCUUUGGGGCAGCACUUGAUUAGUACACUUUCCCAACUGCAAAGCUUCUACCCUCUCACCUCGACAUGGUGAUUGGUGUCUCCACCGUUCCUUGGAAGAGACUUAGCUGCUUACGUAUGUCUCCUGUUCCGUGCCAGGACAAACCACCUGAAGCAUAAAGCACUAUGAUCCCAGUUGGCAUGUCGAACAAUUGCUUUAGUGGAGUGGGAAGUCCUAGUGUUUAUUCAAAGUCUGAUCAUCUCAAAGCCUGUUUCUCCUGCAAAAUGUGGACUAAUCCUUUUUUGUCACAGUAUUAACAUGUGGAUAUAUUACAAAUACAAGGAAGACAAUACUGAUCAA